AUGCGAAGACGAAGACGAUGUGAAUGGUUUCUUGUGGUGAUCUCUAGCCUCUUGUUUCUUACGCUGUUCAUUGAUCCAAUUAAUGGCCAAAAUGCAUCAGGAAUUCCAGUACCAGAAGAUACAACGGAAGCAGAUAAUUGUUCCGUCUGUUGUAUGACAACAACGUCACCUGCAGCUACUGCAAGUGCAAUGUUAGCAGGAGGUGAUCCCGAGUUAUCAUUAAUUUGUUGCAAUGACGAACAACCACGUAACCUCUUUGGCACAAUCAAUGGUGAAUGUAGUGGUUUGCCAUGUUGUGAAUAUAGUGGACGGAAAGCACAGAAUCGUCAAGCGUGGUACCCGUGUGUUACUUUUCCCACGUGUCAAGAUGACUCAAAUAAACGAGAAUUCUGUAAUGCACAAGACCUUUGGUAUUACACUGAAGGUGAAAACUGGUCAUGUACGGAUGAAUGCUGCUAUGGACUUGUCUUGGACUCAAAUGUCUGGCGUGGCGUUGAGAAGAAUUAUCCCGGACAGACGAACGGGACUUUUGGUGUGACUAUUACACCGACCGACUUUUUAAAUAUCGUCUACCCCAAAGGUAUGGAUGGUCAGAUUUAUACAGUACAUCAGAUUAUGCUAGCUAGUCCUCGAGGCUAUAAUUUUACAGAGGGGUGCUCGUGUUACUUGGAACGGGCACCGAAUUUGGAUACCAGUGCUCAACGUCAGAGCACAACCUGCCAGGUAUCGAGAUUCUUAGAUGACAGCAGAAUGUACUUGACGGUGGAUAUUACUCAAGAAUAUCAGACAAACGAUACAUUUAUGUUUGUUUUUGAUGGCGUGGUGACACCAUCUGGACUGAAUGACAGCGAUAGCUUUACAACCAAUAUAACGUACACAACGGCCACGAAUCUCGCACCAGUGUACUUUAUCUUCAACGACACGGAAAAUACGGUCUUUAACACGUAUGUGCGUGUCACGGACUUGAUGAGCGCCACCCUUUCAAGUGGCUCGUUUCUUCCGGAAAAUGUUUACCCAGGCAAUGUGGGCAACGCCAGUCUCACAUUCUACACGGAUGCCAACAUUCCGAAGGGUAGCUUCAUCACAAUGACGUUUGGCUUGAAAUGGGAAUUUAUUGCUGACGCUGUGUGGUCCUGGCAGGUUUACCCGCUUGUAAGCUUGACCGAAGAAGACCGUUUUUCAUUGGUAACAGCUGCUACAACAGAGACAGCGAAUGAUAAGCCCAAAAACUUUUCGUCAACGUCGUACUCAUAUUCAGAGAAUUCGUGGACACUAAUUGUCGAAGAACCAAUCUCGAUUGGCUGGGUUCGUCUCAAUGUAGACACAGUGAGAAACCCCUCAGUAGCAUCUUCCGGAUUGGACGCGGCUUCGAUCGAAAUUCGUAACCCCGAAGAUUUGUUGAUUAUUAGUGGAACAUUCUCAGCCAUUUCGGUGUAUCUAACAUCAGGCGCUACUGCGAGCCCGUACAAUUACGUGACUAUGGUCGUACUCGUCGGGUCUCUAGCGUUUUGCAGUGUGGCAAUUCGUAAAAACGGUCUCUCAUUCUCUCUGGGCUCUAUUUGGACCGAUAUUACUGCUAUUUGUACUGUGCUGGCAUUGGCGACAGCCAUUGUAAACAACUUUAUCUGGUUUUUCACUCAUGGCAGCAUUUAUUUUUAUAUCAUGCACGCGUACCUGUGCAUCACGUUCACGAUGCUCACAGCAGUGUGCUUUCAUUGGGGAACAGUGCUUAGUUUACGCUUACGAAAGCUGCCGAAGCGUACUGCAUCAGUAGCGUUCGUGGUGCUGAACGUGCUCUUUUACGCAUUCCAGAUUGGCUAUUUACUCAGCUACCAGACAUUGAUCUCGCGUGUCUAUGACUCGGAGAACGAUAUCACAACGCUUGCGUAUCAGCAGUGCAAUGAAAACGUGGAAAUGUCUGCCACUGUAUUCUCUGAGAUUCAGGGUUAUCUGUGGGCAUGCUACGCCGAAAACGAUGAUAACUUCUUUCUGGUUUUAACAUCAGUCACGUACGGAAUUUUCCUUGUGCUGACAUUUGUAGUCAUGGCAUUGGGUGUGAUGGUUAUGCGUCGUGGUAAGUUGUUGCUUGGCAAUGCGUCAGGCCCUCACCAAGUUGUCUUGGUAAAAGCUUUACGCCUAUACUAUGCGCUUAUAGGUGUCGUCACGCUGGUGUAUCUCCUCUCAUGGGUUGUUCAGUUUACUUCACGAACUACACGCGGAAUUGCGUACCCGUGGUUUUACAUCUUUACGGUGUGGUUGCCAUGCUCCAUUCCUCCGUGCUGUCUUAUCUUUUUGCAGUGGAACGCUACAGCGCAGUCCCUACGUAAUGCCAAUCGUGAUGCGGCCGGCGACUGCAGUCCACUGUCGGAGUCGGUCUAUGAGGAGAUCCGUACACCAAGCUUCACUUUUAGUACUACGGAUCGAUGGACGGAAGAUUCGCUUGAGAAGGUUAAGGAAAUCAUGGCAGAGCAAGAAGGCACAGCGGAUGCAGUAUCGAGCAGGCAUUCCCUGAGGGCCUCGACGAUCUCGCCUACUGAUGAUUAUGUCGGCCUCUCGAUGGCCCUGGAGAUGAAUGAAGACUUUACUCAUGGUUGCUUUAUUGCCAUACAGCGACUAGAAGGAGGCGAUGGUAAAGAUAGCGCAUCCUCUGCAUGGCGGCAAAUUAGCAACACCGAUACGGUGAUGGCGAGCGUGAAGGAUGUAGUAUCAACCGUGCUGCCCUAUCAGCAGCGAUACCUGUACACGUUCCUGUCAGUGCCACGUAUCCCAGUUGGUACCUCCACAGAGAAGAUUCGCAUGGUUGUGUAUGCGCUUGACUCCGGUCCUGCAUCAUUGAAUCACGAGGAUCAUUCAGAGAUGACUGCUGCUGAAGUUUUGGCUGCUAUGGAGCGUACGCAAAGCAGCCGCGACUUUGAUGAUGACGAUGGCGACAGCCAGCACACAUUGGACUCAUCACUGGUAGAGAUGGAGGCGUUCAGCGGCUUUCAAAGCUCACAGGUUAUUGACGAGCUCUUCGAGAUGGAGUCGUCAGGGUCUGUUGAGGAUGUCGACUCAAGAGGGAGCAGGUCCGGUCUGAAUUUGAGCUCCUUGAUGGUAACGCACAGUAUUAGAGUAGUCGCAGAGUUUAUGGUGUCCACAGGUGCAUUAGCGACAGCAGGCGCGCGCACGGAGCAGACAGUUCUUACCGCCAGUGAAGACUCAUACAAACACUUUGGUCCUAACGCGGCGCCACCGAUGCUACUGGUAAAUACGGUAAUCCCUAAGGCAGCGGGGACAAAGUGCGGCUUUAAUGGUGUCGAGGGUGGUCUGUGUCCAGCGGCGCCGGCGAUUAGCAAGCAGUAUCAUAUUCGUGAAUUAGGAUUAUUGGUCGUAGAAGACCUUACUGAAAGCCGCUUUAGCAACUGGAUCCCGCGGCAAAUUCUGGAGAUCAUUAUCCGGUACCGCACGAAGGAGCUACUAAUUGCCGAGAAUGAUCUUGCACGACUAGAAGCGUAUGAUCGUCAGCGUCAAAAAGGUUCGGACCGCGGCAUCUACGAGAAUUUGAUUCAGCAAAUUCAAGAUGACGGUGACCUCAACCGUUGUCGAGAGUGGAUGCUUCACCGGUGUCACGAACGUAAGGAAUAUGUAGAGCUUCUUCGUCAACUGCGACGUGUGUAUGUGCUCCGCGAUCAACGCAAAAUGUACUUCAAGGCUAGCACGGAAAAGAAGAACGCACAGCUGCGAUUCCUACCGAUCAACUUGCAUCUGCAAGAGAUGUGGGUUGGUAAUGCUGACACUGUGACACAAGUUAGCAUGGGAAGCAGUGGCAUCUCAGAUGCCAGUGCUAGUGCCGCUGUAUACGAUAUCGUAACUGUGGGUGCCAUGGCAGCGCAUGUGUACAAAUUCAAGAAUGGCGGCAUUUUUGGUCUGGAGGAGCAGCAUGCAAAGCUAAAGCCUCGGGUACGAGAACCACAAGGGCCAGCUUAUGUACACCAACAAACACCGCUUUGGACGGAGUACGAGCAGAAGGCCGAUGACUUGGAGUGGGUGCUUGGCAAGCGAAUGGAUGUGUGCUUCCCACAAGCUGUGGCAGCGUUGGUCACUGCGUUUACGCGCAAGAUCGAUUUGGCGUUGCAGCAUGCACGACCGGAGCAGGGUCAGGCUAUGUUGGAACAGCUCAGCCAACUGGGUUUCUUGUUCAACGUAGAGAGUUUGGUAUCGACGCACGGUAACGAGGCGGGUAUGUUGGAAGAUAUGGCCGGUGCUAUCAACGAGUUGCGUAAUGUUCGCUUUGUUUUGGUAAACGAACACGAAGAAGUUGGCGACACGGAUGGGGAAGUCAGCGGUGACAAGUCGCUGCGACUAGUAUCGUACCAUCUCGAGGAGGAAAGCAAGCGCAACAUGUCGUUAUCUGAUCCCUCAGAAGCAAGCAGUAGCUCGUGUGACGAAAAUCGUCUACUAAAUCUGCAGGUGAAGCAGCGCCACUCCAUGCACCUAGAGUCUGCAUCAUCAUCCGACGUGACAAAUUCCAGUAACUCGACCGGUAUUGGUGGCGUGAUCGACGUGGAUGUGUUCACAAGCAUCGAUGCUGCACUCUCGGAGACAAGCUCUUGCAACGCAAGAGAUUCUGAGAGUAGUGGCAGAAGGCCAUCGUCAAGAGAAGAUGCAAUGCCGUCCCAGCCAGCAUCGUUUAGCUGUGUUGGUCAGCGGUUAUUGAGUACGUUCAUUAAGGCCCGCAACCAUCGAUUACUCGGUGGACCUGGUGGUGAUUGGGGGGAUAACGUACACUCGCUUGCUCCAGCAUCUGUGGACAAGUUGUUUCCGUUCACUCAUCUGGUCAUUCGCGUCAAAUUGCGCACGGGAAAAGUCAAGCUGACAAAAGCGCUUCGCCACGGCGGGUCUAUCAGGGUAUGCCCCGUCUUGUUUACACAGGGUAUCAACGAAAAGCAAACAUUGGCGAACAACACAGGGUCCUCAGUGACAAGACUGCAGGAUGUGAUCAACGCCAACAGUCUCAGGACACUUCGUAGCUAUUGUGAUCGCUACUGCAAUUACACAUCCAUGCGUCAGAUGCAAGCAGUUCAAAAAGAGGAGCGACAGCGAGAUCAUUUGACUGCUUCAUCACUCUCGCAACCAGUGCCAGCGCCAAGUACAAGUGCUACGCCGUCCGGUCCGUCCCGUGAAGAAGUAUAUCGCAUCCUUGGCGAGCUAGAUAAGCUGAUCGGUACGGCCGGAAGACAGGCACGAAAGAAACGUCCCGAGAUUUUGCAGCUGAGCUCAGAUUUGUGCCGCCGCAUAUCCGGUGGUCGCGUAACGGUAUGUAAAUCUGCAAAGGAUCGAACAGGAAUGUCAGUCACGCUGGAGCAGGGCCGCAUUCUUGUACAACACCACGGGCUCCGUGAGCACAAGAAAGCAGGGAUUGUGUCAGUCAUGCGAUCGGAGGGUGUGCGUAUUGAGAAUGCCUUGAAGAACACAGGUCGACGUGUAUUUGCUUUCAACGCGUUGCAGCGAUCACUACUUCCCGAGGAGUAUCGCUGUCCACCACAGACAAGCGGUCGCAAUGUGUCGUAA
This is a messenger RNA of Peronospora belbahrii, 5550 nucleotides long. Lineage: Eukaryota; Oomycota; Peronosporomycetes; Peronosporales; Peronosporaceae. The record is from the annotation of a GenBank genome assembly.